AUGUCUACAGGGGGGAACGGGUCAGAAGUGGACCUCGCUUUCCCUUUGUCUCCUCCUCGCAUACCGGCAGCAAGCAGCGAGAGUCCCAAGUCCUCACCGGAUCUCGGUACCACUGUGGAGGAUGUUGAAGACAGCGUGGAGGUACCAGAAAGUUUGAGGAAGCCAGUCUACAAGCAACGACGAGGUGGACUGGGAUUGCACGUCAAGACUGGAGGCUCAUCAACCUCGCUCGCGAGCGGCACGACGCCGACAAGCGCAGGAAGUGGACUGACGACGACCGUGGCGUGGUCGCCCUCCAUGUCUCCUAGAUCAGUUGGGAGAGUGCAGAUGCCAGCGCCCGCGACCUGGGAAAGCAUCCCCGAAGGGGACCCAGCAGCUGUAAGAGAGGGGCGUGCAUCAAUGGCUGAGACCGAGUUUACAGACGUGUCUAAUGAAGCUGACGAGGAAGCGUGGAUUGAUCCCAGAGCCCAAGGAGCCAGGAUAUCCGCGAGGGGCUCAACAUCAGGAGAGCCUGCGCGAGGGAGCGCGCCACGUCCUACGAUUGUCUCGUACCGAAGCAGUGGCGCUUUCCCCACAGAGGAUGUUCAGCCAACAAGCCCCAUCCGGGGUGACAUUCCCUUUGGAAUGUAUGGCGACAAGAAUAGUCCGGUGAUCCACUGGCGUAUGGGCGAAGAUGGAAACAUUGAAGAAGAGGCCCAAGGGAAAGAGACUGAGUCGCCGUCCGGUCUGGGAGAUGCAGGGCAGUCUGGAUGGGAGUCACUGAAUGCCAUCACCAAUGGCAACCAGGAUGGUGGUAGUGGAGGGAUCGCCGGUUUCUCGAGAGCGUCUGGGCGAAGGAGAGGACCGCCAAGUGGAUUGACAAUGACAAAUCAAAGCACGCAAUGA
Cryptococcus wingfieldii CBS 7118 is the source of this 885-nucleotide messenger RNA. RefSeq lists its product as hypothetical. The record is from RefSeq and is a predicted model, not a curated record. Lineage: Eukaryota; Fungi; Basidiomycota; Tremellomycetes; Tremellales; Cryptococcaceae. The transcript has a single exon. The coding region runs from base 1 to 885 and encodes 294 amino acids.